AUGGACGAUCAGACGGAAACACUGAAGAACAUGUACAGGGACGAUCAGACGGAAACACGUACGAACAGUUACAUGGACGAUCAGACAGAAAUACGUACGAACAGUUACAUGGACGAUCAGACGAAAACACGUACGAAUAGUUACAGGGACGAUCAGACAGAAACACGUACGAACAAUUACAAGGACGAUCCGACAGAAACACGUACGAAAAGUUACAUGGACGAUCAGACAGAAACACGUACGAACAUUUACAGGGACGAUCAGACAGAAACACGUACGAACAUUUACAGAGUGGAUCAGACAGAAACACGUACGAACAGUUACAGGGACGAUCAGACAGAAACACGUACGAACAUUUACAGAGUGGAUCAGACAGAAAAACGUACGAACAGUUACAGGGACGAUCAGACAGAAACACGUACGAACAGUUACAGGGACGAUCAGACAGAAACACGUACGAACAAUUGCAUGGACAAUCAGAUGGAAACACAUACAAAUAGUUACAGGGACGAUCAGACAGAAAUACGUACGAACAGUUACAUGGACGAUCAGACGGAAACACUUACAGGACGAUCAGACAGAAACACGUACGAACAUUUACAUGGACGAUCAGACAGAAACACGUACGAAGAGUUACAGGGACGAUCAGACAGAAACACGUACGAACAUUUACAGAGUGGAUCAGACAGAAACACGUACGAACAGUUACAGGGACGAUCAGACAGAAACACGUACGAACAUUUACAGAGUGGAUCAGACAGAAAAACGUACGAACAGUUACAGGGACGAUCAGACAGAAACACGUACGAACAGUUGCAUGGACAAUCAGAUGGAAACACGUACGAAUAG
Messenger RNA from Pecten maximus, 849 nucleotides. RefSeq names its product protein starmaker-like. The record is from RefSeq and is a predicted model, not a curated record. The transcript has 2 exons. The coding region runs from base 1 to 849 and encodes 282 amino acids. NCBI's taxonomy places the organism in Eukaryota, Metazoa, Mollusca, Bivalvia, Pectinida, Pectinidae.